Pelmatolapia mariae (spotted tilapia) is the source of this 841-nucleotide messenger RNA. RefSeq names its product sialidase-like. The transcript has 7 exons. Lineage: Eukaryota; Metazoa; Chordata; Actinopteri; Cichliformes; Cichlidae. Bases 137 to 841 code for a protein of 234 amino acids. The record is from RefSeq and is a predicted model, not a curated record.
GGAUGAAAGGACCGGGGCUGUUCUUCACGACCAUGAGAGGAGCAGGAUCAGCUCUUUGACCAAAGAUGAGUCUGACCCCAGAGCUCUGGCUUACAUCUACCAGCAUCAAGACAACUACAUCCUCUUCUACAUCAAGAUGGCUAACCUGGCAUAUCCAGUGUUCCUCGACAUCCAGGAAGUUUGUCAGCAUGUGAACCAAGAGAUCUCGCAGCAGCCUGCAGAGACACCAACACAAGGUGUUUCUUUACUGGUUCUACACAAGAGCUCAGCAGCAGAGGAACCAGCUCUUGAAGAUCUGUUCAGUCCACGGCCAGAUAUUUCAUCACAGCAGACAAAGCAGCAGCCCUCGUCCACCAAUGAGCUGAUGGAAGUGUUUUCCACCCCACUGGAGGAGCCUCUGGCACCCACUCAGAUCCCAGGUAUCAGUAAGCCAGAGCCUCCACAGCAACAGCAAGUGCUCUCCAGCUCGCAGAUUCUCUCUAUGUUCCCCACACAUCCUGUAGGUGGCUCUCCAUACUCAUCCCCCACAUACCCUCCAGCCAGCAUGCCUUGGGGCCAGCAGGCACUUCCAGGAAACCAGUGGGCGGCCCCGUGGCCCACUGCGCCUGGCAACAUUUCACCAUGGGCACCACCAGGUGUCACAGUAUCCCCUACAUUAAGCCAGGCUCCCAGCGUGGCCAACCCUCAGCCCGGUUUCAUGACGGGAGGAAACGCACCCCCUACACCCUCUGGUGUUAACAGCUACUCCACCCCUUUAAACUCCUUAAACUCCACCCCUACAGGAACAACAGCAGCACCACUGUCAGUGUCCUCACCCUUGGAGAACCCCUCCCUCCUUUGA